Molecule: messenger RNA, 1665 nt
Organism: Solanum lycopersicum (tomato)
Lineage: Eukaryota; Viridiplantae; Streptophyta; Magnoliopsida; Solanales; Solanaceae
Source: RefSeq, a predicted model, not a curated record
AUCUUUUACAGGGUUUCGAUAAGCAGCCAAAGAAAAAUUACAAAGGAAUUUCGAUAAUUUGGUUUGAGAAUUGUGCUGUAAAGAUGCCUCGUUAUGAUGAUCGUGUGGGAAAUAGCACUCGUCUCUAUGUGGGACACCUGUCUUCACGGACCCGUUCACGUGAUCUGGAGCGUGCAUUCAGUAAAUAUGGGAGGCAUUUGCCUGGCCUGAAGGUCAAUCUUGAGAGGGUGGCCUUGGUGGAUUUGAUGGAAAGUCUUGCCGGGUUUUAGGAGAAUUCGGUGAUUCUUUCUUUAAUGGACUUGGUGGAGUCUUGCCCGGUUUUAGGAGACUUUGGUGGUCUGUUCUAUAAUGUCUUUGCGUAUUUUUAUGGAAUUCCCAACAAUCUCAAACUGGUGUAUAGUUCGUCUUGAGGGGCAAGUGUUCAUGAACUUCCUGUGCUUAAGUAAGUAAUGAUGGCCUUACUGUUUCUGGCAACCAUUUCCGCAGAGUACGGGAUGUGGACAUGAAGCACGACUAUGCCUUCGUAGUAUGUAUCAUCUCUCUGUUUUCCCUUGAUGGUGUUAAUAUUUUCAUUAGUUCCCAUUUUGAUCCCUCAACCAUCCCCGCCAAAAUUUUUUUGUCUGCUACACAAUGUGUUUCAACAGGAAUUUAGUGAUCCUCGAGAUGCUGAUGAUGCAAGAUACUAUUUAGACGGCCGUGACAUUGAUGGACGCCGCAUAAUUGUGGAAUUUGCCAAGGGUGUGCCACGUGGACCAGGCGGUUCGCGUGAGUAUCUUGGCAAAGGACCCGCUCCUGGGUCAGGUCGCUGCUUCAACUGUGGUCUUGAAGGUCACUGGGCUCGAGAUUGCAAAGCUGGGGAUUGGAAGAACAAGUGUUAUCGAUGUGGAGAAAGAGGUCAUAUAGAAAGAAAAUGCCCAAAUAGUCCUAAAAAACUCAGUAGACGCAGCUACUCACGGUCGCCUGCUAGGUCAAAGUCACGCUCACGUUCGCGUUCACGUUCUCCUCGUCGAAGUUAUAGCAGAAGUCGCAGCUAUAGUCAAUCAAGAUCCCCGCCACCAAAGAGAGAACAAGUCGACCAGGUCAAGCGAUCAAGAAGCUACAGUAGGAGCCCCGAGCCAAGGAAGGAUAGUCCAAGCCCUCCACCCAAGACUAGGAAGCGCAGCCCAACACCUGAAGAGGGAAGCCCGAUGGAAGCAAAGAGCCCUUCUUCACCAAUGAGAGAAGAAGGUGCCUAUAGCCAAAGCCCCAGAGAGAGGAGCGUCAGUCCUUCAAGUACUAGAAGGGAUAGCCCAGCUCCUCGAAAGUAUGAUGAUGACAGCCCUGCUGAAGCUAAUGGUGGAAGUCGAAGUCCGAGUCCCAAGUACCAGAGGAACCAUGAAGAUGAUGAGGAUGAAGGUGAGUUUCGUAAUCAACGCUCUGGUAGAGAGAGCCAGUCACCUUGAAACUUGCUGGAACUUUUUAAAUUCGUUUUGUGAAGGCUGGACCUUGUGAGAACUAAUGAGAUGUGUACUUGAAAGUAUCAGACUUUGCAUCUAUAUUUUGGGAUUAUUAUAUGUUAGUGCAGUGCUUGGUAUUUGAUGAAUUACUAGACUAGCUAUUGAACUAUAAUAUGAAACAUGUUAAAACAAUGAAAGUACAGAGCCUCUGAUGAAUUUGCAGUGACUA